Messenger RNA from Hymenoscyphus albidus, 1191 nucleotides. The record is from the annotation of a GenBank genome assembly. NCBI's taxonomy places the organism in Eukaryota, Fungi, Ascomycota, Leotiomycetes, Helotiales, Helotiaceae.
AUGCAAUUACAACGCAAAACUCCUCAGGGACUAGCAGGAAUACUGCAAUCACCUAAGCGAGACGAGGGCAAUAUACCAGCAAUAUGUUCUGAGCAGUGUAGUAUGUCCCCUCCUCCAUCGCACCUAGAACAGAGUAUCCAGCUUACUCAGUUUUCUAGAUACAACCCUACUAAACGCCCAAGCGAUAGGACAAGUCCCCGCUCUAUGCGCAACAACAGAAUCAUCCUUCCUCACGGACUACGGCAUCUGUAAAGCAUGCGCAGAGAACAACAGCUCUGAACAAGACUCCCCUUCAGGACUUCCAUCAAAGACACCAAAAGACAAUGAUCUCCCACAAUUCAAACCUUUCCUCGACUACUGUGCUACGCAAAUUCCACAGGCAACACAGAUACCAAUACCAACAAUCUUCACAACAGGACCUAUUCCUCCCGGUGCGACAGCACAAGCCACGUCCCUAAAGAACUUUGAAACUGCCACCGAAACGACGACAGGAACACCCUUCGCAACAAUCCUCCCUACAUCACCAUCCCCAAUAGGUACACUCCAAGCCACCUUCAAAGUACCCCUCCCGCUCUCAAGCCACCACCCCCUCUCCCCCCCACCUCCCACAUCACCUACACGAGAAACCCACGCCUGGAUCAUAGGUGCCGUAGCUGGUACAGCAGUCGGGGCUCUCAUCCUGCUCAGCUUCCUCUUCCAGAUCCAACGACGACAAAGGAAGUUAGCACGGGCACGGGCACGUGGACGACGGGCCAUGGACGAAGACCCAGGAUCUUUGGGUCGAAAUGAGAAAGGUGGUGUGUAUAUGAUGCCAGCUGGAAAGAAACCCCAGCUAGAUGGUGAGAAGCUGGUUAGACAUGAACCUGCUACCACGUCCCUUGAUGGCGUGUUGGAGAUGCAGGAUAGAGAUGUUGGAUCGGAGGUAUCUAGCUGUAGCACGGUGUGUGGGGAUAGGGGGUGGUAACGGGUUUUGUUUCAUUAAAGACUCAGAGGAGAGACGUCCUACUUAGUAGAGAAGAAAGAUUACAGAGAUUCAGAGAAUCCAUUCUCUUUCCGUCAGCGUAAGUUUUUUCAAACAUAUCAUCACCCCAGAGAAUCUAGGACAACGACUUCAAAUACCCUAUUAAGUCCAGCUAAUCAUAUUCACAGCUCCAGAUAACCAAACCAACAAUAUUCGUGAAUGUUAAAUAA